AUGGUCGACCAUAAGACUUUGGAAGCCAAGCGUCGUGCCGCGCAGCAGAAGGCUUCCCAGAUGAUUAAAUUGGCGCCCCACCUGACUGAAAACGGCACGAUUGCACCCGGCACUUCGUUAUGGUCCGAUCCGUUGUUUCCUGCACAAACCCACAAGAACGAAGAUCCUCGGAUUAAACUAUCGUCUUAUAAUGUUCGGCCGCUAUAUAGCCAAGUCAACAUCGACAGCGACAAAUGGUUAUUGACGAUGGAAGAAGAGGGCCGCUCUAAACUAGAAUGCACGCCCAGCCAGAAGGAUGGAGUCAGCACCGAAAUGGAGGCUGAAAUCCGGCUGCUCGGCUGUGAACUCAUUCAAUCGGGCUCGAUUCUUCUGAAAUUGCCCCAGACCGCUGCCGCGACCGGACAAAUUCUCUUUCAGCGCUUCUAUUAUUUGAAGAGCUUCGCAAAGUUUCACUUUGAGCAUACGGUUAUGGCAUGUCUCCUGUUGGCAUCGAAGAUCGAGGAAGCCCCACGCAGACCUCGCUGCGUCGUUAAUGUAUUUCACCGCCUUGAAAAGCUGCAUCGCUUCCGUCAAGCCGGCGGUCGUAUAACGAAGGAGAUUACCGCCAAGAUGAAGCCGCGCCCGCUGGAUGCAAGCUAUGUUAACCUGAAAAUGCAGGCAAUCAAAGCCGAACGGAGGCUGUUGGCGGCUCUCGGCUUCGUCGUUCACGUGCGUCAUCCCCAUAAACUUAUCUUUGCGUACGCAAAUCUCCUGAAUAUCGUGGACAACUUCGAGCUGAUGCAAAAGGCCUGGUCGUAUAUGAAUGACGGGCUCCGCACCGAUAUUUUUGUACGAUAUCAAGCCGAAACGAUCGCUUCCGCCUGCGUGUACCUGGCAUCCCGAACUGUCGAUCCGAAAGUGAAGCUGCCUUCGACUCCUGUACCUUGGUACGAGCUCUUCGAUGCAAAAGAGGAGGACGUGCAGAGGAUUGCCACCGUACUUUUGCAGAUGUAUGCAAGGAGAAAGUCACCAAAUUGGACUGACAUCAAUACCAAGCUCGACCUCAUCCGAUUCCCAGAAGGCCUCGAGAAAGACAAGGAGAAUUCUGUGCGUCCGGUCUCUCCCAACGCUGAAAAGAACAGAAAUGGCAGAGAUCGCGCGACAGUGGACGGCGACGUGACGAUGACCGCAGGGACGGUAAAACGCGUGAUUCACGUGGCGCGGCCGGCGAUGAUCGACCACCGCGAGCAGGGCCAUGGGGAGAUGAUCAGCGACGCCGUCAAUAUGGAGAUGAACGUCCACGUGGAACCUGGGACGAACGUAGAUCUGACAGCCGUGGAGCUACAAAGAAAGAUCGCCCACGGGGUGACGGUGAACGUCGUCGCGAUGAUCGUGAUGACCGCGAUCGGCGGGAUGAUCGCCGAGCUGAAGCCAAGAAACGGGAGAAGGAGGUGCGUUCGGCGC
Molecule: messenger RNA, 1443 nt
Organism: Mesorhabditis spiculigera
Lineage: Eukaryota; Metazoa; Nematoda; Chromadorea; Rhabditida; Rhabditidae
Source: the annotation of a GenBank genome assembly